AUGACAGAGAAUACCACACCAGUUGUAGCACCAGUCGAACCAGUAGCAGCAGCUCCAAAGAAGAAGAUCUGUUGUGCCUGUCCAGACACCAAGAAGCUCAGAGACGAAUGUAUUCUUACCAACGGUGAAGACAAGUGUUUUGAAUUCAUUGAGAAACACAAGAUGUGUCUUAGAGCUGAAGGUUUCGAUAUCUAA
Messenger RNA from Heterostelium album PN500, 195 nucleotides. Its product is annotated as cytochrome c oxidase copper chaperone. Gene Ontology annotation, biological process: mitochondrial respiratory chain complex IV assembly. The coding region runs from base 1 to 195 and encodes 64 amino acids. Gene Ontology annotation, molecular function: copper chaperone activity; copper ion binding. The transcript has a single exon. NCBI's taxonomy places the organism in Eukaryota, Evosea, Eumycetozoa, Acytosteliales, Acytosteliaceae. Gene Ontology annotation, cellular component: mitochondrial intermembrane space. The record is from RefSeq and is a predicted model, not a curated record.